Messenger RNA from Metopolophium dirhodum (rose-grain aphid), 639 nucleotides. RefSeq lists its product as uncharacterized. Bases 157 to 489 code for a protein of 110 amino acids. Lineage: Eukaryota; Metazoa; Arthropoda; Insecta; Hemiptera; Aphididae. The transcript has 4 exons. The record is from RefSeq and is a predicted model, not a curated record.
UAUUAUUAUAGGAAACCGGAAUACAUGUGCCGUAUACAUUCCAAGACAGAGUGAUCGAGGCUACCCACGUCCAUUGAUUGAGUUCUCUUUUCUUAGUUCCAACUGCAUACAAUACAGAUAACUGUCUACUAAUAAGGGUAACACUAUGUUUUUAAAAUGCAUAAGACGUAUAUAGUGUGCGAUAAUACAUCUAAUAAUACCAAGGUCUAUCGUCCAGGAGUUAUUUAUUAUGGAAUUCCCAAGAAUGAAUACAUGAAAAGAAAAUGGCUUAAAGUUUUGGAAAUUGAUCGUUGUCAUGAUUUUAAAUCAACAAGAUGGUUAUCUAAACUUACUGGAAACAAUGAGGAUAUGAGUAAUAAAAAUAUGCAGAUUGCUGAAAAGACAAUACGUGUAUUAAAACAAAGAAGAACAAUGGCAGCAAUUAAAAGAAAUCAUCAACUUAGACUAGCGUUAAAAUCAUCAGGAAUUUCAAAUAUUAUGAAGCCAUAAAUAUUAUGCAUUGUAUUUGCCAAUUUUAAGUCUAUUUAUUGGACAAUUGUAUUUUUAUUUUAGUUAAUUUAUAAAAAAAAAAUGUAAAUUGUAUUAUUUUUGAAGACAUAUUAUAAAGCUUGAGUUUCAAAUAUUGAAAAUUGGAAUUCA